Molecule: messenger RNA, 1703 nt
Organism: Salvelinus fontinalis (brook trout)
Lineage: Eukaryota; Metazoa; Chordata; Actinopteri; Salmoniformes; Salmonidae
Product: zinc finger protein 892-like
Exons: 2
Coding region: 19-756 (245 amino acids)
Biological process (GO): regulation of transcription by RNA polymerase II
Molecular function (GO): DNA-binding transcription factor activity, RNA polymerase II-specific; RNA polymerase II cis-regulatory region sequence-specific DNA binding
Source: RefSeq, a predicted model, not a curated record
GUUUAGCGACUUCAGGACAUGCCUCAUAGCUCCAGUCUCAAACUUAACCCCGUUCCUGCUGAAGAAGAGGCGGUCUGCUGGAUGGAGAAAGAAGCUCUCGUGAAAGAGGAGGAGGAGGAAGAGCAGGCGGUUUCAAUACAAAAACAAGUAGAAGGUGAGGCUGUUACCGUGAAAGACGAAGAGAAAGACGUUACAGAGGAAGAGGAGGACGACGACGACGACGUUUCAGUGAAAGAAGAGGAGGGGGAGAUGACUGUCACAUCGAAAAAUGAAGAAGAGGACGAAACUGGAUAUCUGGUCCCGGUUUCCCAAACGCAUCUUCAGGCAUCCGAUGGUUCUAACGAUGAACUUAGCAAUAAGAUGGUUUUGAGAAACCGUUCCCUGAGUAACACUCGAGAGAGACGUGACUAUCGUGGAUCCUCUGGGGGGCCUCAACAACCUCAUGAUGCUGACGAGAAAGAGAAAAGUCUCUCCACUUCAAAACACCAGCAGAGACCCACAGGGAAUAAAUCUCAUUGCUGCUCUGACUGUGGGAAAGGUUGCAAAUCUUCAUCAGACCUUAAAAUACACCAGAGAACACACACAGGAGAGAAAUCUUAUAGCUGUGAUCAAUGUGAGAUGAGUUUUACUGCAUCAAGCAAUCUGAUUCGACACCAGAGAACACACACAGGAGAGAAGCCUUAUAGCUGUGAUCAAUGUGGGAAGAGAUACUCUGAUAAAAGAUCCCUGAUCAAACAUCAGAAAAUACACACAUGAAGAAGUUGUUUAAUGAUAUCAAUGAAAUAAUGUCACAAUGUAGAAUGUUUUAACAUUGUAGUAGGAGUUUUUUAAUGAUGUUCUACCUGUUCAAUUGAUUGCAGCAUGAUAUGGAUAUUAGCCUCAGGGGAAAAUGCAGGCUCUGAAUUGAAAGAGUAUUAUUUAACAAAAAGUGACUAACAAAAAAAGAGCUGUGUUACACUUACUGCGUUGGUGACCCACUUUAAUCAAAAUGUAUUACUUCAAAAUGUAGCUAGUUGUUUUCUACAAGUUGAAAAAGCUGCUUGUUUAAAAAAGACAUUUAAUAUGAUAAUUGUUGCAGAUGUUUGUGUAUAUACACACAUGAAAGCAGUAUAAUAAAUUGGUCUAUUCUCAAUUUUAUUAACAAUCUGACAUCACUCCAGUAUUUCUUGACAACGUUCAAAUGCUAAUUGUCUUUAUUCCACUACUGAAGAAGCAUGACUCAAAUCACCUACUCAUAUUUCAAACAUUCAGCCUGACAAAAUAUACAUGUUUUAUUAUUCCAUGCCUCACCACUAAGUGAAGUAUUGCCAAUACAUAUUAACAAAGGGGUGUACAUUUGGUUUUGAUUUUCAUAUUUACAAUUUAUGUAACAUUUAGUAAUCAUAAUUAUUUAUGCAACCAGCUGACCAUUUUUGGGUACAAUUAUAUUGACAAUGUUGCCCUGCUUUUAGAAUAUCAGGAUUAAUUCUCAGAUGUGCUAACCCAAAUGCAUGACUUUGGGGACUGGGCCCGAUCCAACAACAUGCCUAUCGAGUGAACCCUGAAAAGAGAGAGAGAAGUAAGGUGGAAAGUUACUACGGAUAUUGCAGGAGUUGGUUGCUGAUUGUCUCAAGGGUGGGCAGUCAACAAGUUUUGCGUUUAGCCAGUAUGUUGCCAUGGACCACAAUUUAUUUUGACUGCACGUUUUUCUGUAUUGGAGAUGA